AUGAAGUUGACGGAAGACAUCCUGCUGAAGCCGCUGCCUAAGUCCCCUGGGACUGAUAGCACGGCCAUCUCCUUGUCGGACGAGGAAAAGGAGGUUCUCGAUCGCCAGCUCCAUGCGCCCGUGUCGAAUGUUGGCUUUUUCGGCAUUUAUCGUUAUGCAAGUCGCUGGGAUAUCGCGAUCGUACUUGGGAGUUCAGUUUUUGCAAUCGCAGGCGGUGCAGCACUGCCCAUGUUUACAGUUCUUUUCGGAAACCUCACUUCCACGUUUCGCGACAUUACCGCGCACCAAAUCACCUACUCCCACUUUCACCACGAACUCACCAAGUACGCCAUAUACUUUGUCUACCUCGCCGUCGCGGAAUUCAUCACUAUCUAUAUUGCCACUGUAGGCUUUAUCUACACAGGCGACCAUGUCGUCCAACGCAUUCGGGUGGAAUACCUGCGCGCCAUCCUCCGACAAAACAUUGCCUUCUUUGAUACACUGGGCGCAGGAGAGGUCACCACGCGAAUCACGGCAGACACGAACAUGAUCCAAGACGGAAUUUCUGAGAAAGUAGGCUUGACGUUAACCGGACUGUCUACUUUUGUGACCGCUUUCGUUAUCGCAUACAUCAAAUAUUGGAAACUAGCCUUGAUAUGCAGUGCCACGCUGGUCGCGGUACUGCUCAUCAUGGGCGGAUGUUCCACCUUCACACUCAUUUUCAGUAAACGGGCACUAGAAUCCCAAGGAAGAGGCGGCAGUCUUGCAGAAGAUAUUCUCGACUCGAUACGAACGGUGGUUGCGUUCGACGCUCAAGAGACUCUGGCGAAUAAGUACGAGUCGCACUUGAAAGAUGCCGAAAAGCCCGGCAUGAAAGCACAGAUCGCCUUCGCCAUCAUGGUCGGAGCGUUACUCUGCGUUAUGUAUCUCAACUACGGACUUGGCUUUUGGAUGGGUUCGCGAUACCUGGUUGAUAAGAAUACCGAUAUCAAGGCCGGAGAUGUUCUGACCAUUCUGAUGUCGAUUAUCCUGGGGUCUUACAACCUAGGUAAUGUCGCACCGAACGGUCAAGCGCUGUCGAAUGCCGUCGCGGCGGCGUCGAAGCUGUACAGCACUAUUGAUCGCGAGUCGCCCCUCGACUCUUCCUCGGCCGAUGGGAAAACUCUGGAAUAUGUCCGCGGAAAUAUUGUGCUGCAAAACAUAAGGCAUGUGUAUCCCUCGCGCCCGGAGGUGAUUGUCGCCAACGAUCUGAGUAUCUAUAUUCCGGCGGGUAAAACAACGGCUUUUGUUGGUCCGUCAGGGUCCGGAAAAAGUACGGUUAUUGGAUUGAUCGAGCGUUUCUACAGCCCGGUUGCUGGAGUCAUUACUCUGGACGGCCACGAUAUUCAGAGUUUCAACCUGCGAUGGCUGCGCCAGCAAGUGUCUUUGGUGUCGCAGGAGCCGCGACUGUUUGCAACGAGCAUCGCCGAGAAUAUCCGGUACGGAUUAAUUGGUUCGAAGUUCGAGAAAGACUCCGAGACGAAAACGAUGAAACGGAUCAAGGACGCUGCUAAAAUGGCAAACGCGCAUGAGUUCAUUAAGGCGCUGCCGAACGGUUAUCACACAAAUAUUGGCAGUUUCUCGUUAUCGGGAGGCCAGAAACAGCGGAUUGCGAUCGCACGAGCAGUCGUGAAGGAUCCGAAGAUCCUACUGCUCGAUGAGGCAACGUCAGCGCUAGAUACCAAAUCCGAAGGAAUUGUGCAGGCAGCUCUUGACAAGGCAGCGAGAGGACGAACGACUAUUGUUAUUGCUCACCGCCUGUCUACAAUCAAGGAGGCUCAUAACAUCGUCGUUCUACUUGGCGGCAGCAUCGUCGAGCAAGGACACCAUACACGUCUCAUGGAGCACCGAGGGGUCUACUACGAUAUGGUCCAAGCCCAGGAGAUUAAGGAGAAAGAAGCAGCAAAAGAGCCACCCAAACUGCUGACCCCUUCAAAAGCAACAUUCUUCCUCGAUGACGACCCGUACCCUGAUGGAUAUUCGGAUUGCGGACUGCGAGAUGAUGCUUCGGACAUUGACUUGAAGACCGGUGUCUCAUCGCGACCCAAAUCCCGACUGUCCAUGUUUCUGCCUAUUCAGCCUAUUCAGAAGGAGAAGUUCUAUUCAUUGUGGCAGUUGUUUAAGUUUAUUUCGUCCUUCAAUCGACCUGAAUGGCCGGUUUUGAUUCUGGGUCUGUGUGUUUCUAUCCUCGCGGGAGGUAUUCAGCCAUCGCAGGCUGUGUUGUUCGCAAAGGCUGUGAGCACACUGAGUCUACCACCCUUCGAAUAUGGAAAGCUCCGACAUGAUGCCAAUUUCUGGUCGUUGAUGUUCCUCAUGAUGGGGGUUGUCACCUUCUUCCUAUACAGUAUCCAAGGCACGUCAUUUGCCUACGGAUCUGAGAAGAUGAUCUAUCGCGCACGAAGCCAGGCGUUCCGCGUCAUGCUGCACCAGGAUGUCUCUUUCUUCGACCGGGAGGAGAAUAGCACUGGUGCACUAACUACAACUCUGUCGGCAGAAACAAAGCAGCUGGCUGGCAUCAGUGGUGUCACUCUAGGUACCAUUCUGAUCGUGUCGGUAAACCUAGUAGCCUCCCUCACGGUCGCUGUUAUCAUGGGCUGGAAGCUUGGCUUAGUCUGCAUCUCCGCCGUGCCGGUUCUCUUAGGAUGUGGUUUUAUUCGCGUAUGGAUGCUCGAUCGCUUCCAGCGCCGUGCGAAGAGCGCAUACCAGAAAUCCGCUAGUUCAGCCUGCGAGGCCGCAUCUGCGAUUCGCACGGUGGCGUCUCUAACUAUGGAACCUGAAGUUCUACAGUCCUAUGAGCUCCAGCUGCGGGAUCAGAUCAAACGAGACAUUCUCCCGAUCUUUAAAUCAUCCUUGUUGUAUGCCGCCUCGCAGGCCCUGCCGUUCUUCUGUAUGGCGUUAGGGUUCUGGUACGGUGGAACACUGGUCGGACAUCAUGAAUACACCCUCUUCCAGUUCUACGUUUGCUUCAGUGAGGUGAUCUUCGGAGCGCAAGCCGCAGGAACAAUUUUCUCGCACGCUCCAGACAUGGGGAAAGCCAAGCAUGCCGCGACUGAAUUCAAACGACUGUUUGACGGCAAGCCACUGAGUCCCGGAGCCAGCAUGGGCUUACCUGUCCCUACGAUGCGAGGCUCCAUCGAAUUCCGAGACGUCUCGUUCCGAUAUCCCACACGUCUGGAACAGCCUAUACUCCGACGUCUGAACAUCACCGUCAAUCCAGGUCAAUACGUUGCCUUGGUCGGAGCGAGUGGCAGCGGCAAAAGCACCACUGUUGCGCUGUUAGAGCGGUUCUACGACGCUCAGCGAGGCGGGGUGUUUGUGGACGGACAGAACGUCUUGUCUUUAGAUAUGACGUCUUACCGUAGCCACAUCGCAUUGGUCAGUCAGGAGCCUGCCCUGUUUCAGGGAACGAUCCGCGAGAAUAUCUUACUCGGGAGCAACAAGAAACACGUGCCUGAAACUGCCGUCACCAAAGCCUGCAAGGACGCGAACAUUUACGAUUUCAUCAUUUCGCUACCACAAGGAUUCAACACCAUCGUGGGCAGCAAGGGCGGGAUGCUCUCGGGUGGCCAAAAGCAGCGGAUCGCCAUUGCGCGCGCCCUGAUUCGCGACCCGAAGAUCCUCCUCCUGGACGAGGCGACCUCCGCGUUGGACUCCGAGUCCGAGAAGGUUGUCCAGGCGGCGCUGGACAAGGCGGCACGCGGACGCACCACGAUCGCCGUGGCUCAUCGUCUCAGCACGAUCCAGCGCGCAGACCGGAUCUACGUACUGGACCAAGGGGAGGUUGCGGAGUACGGAACGCACCAGGAACUAUUGAGGAAGAAAGGACGGUAUUACGAGUUGGUGAAUCUUCAAAGUUUGGGGUAA
Molecule: messenger RNA, 3882 nt
Organism: Aspergillus affinis
Lineage: Eukaryota; Fungi; Ascomycota; Eurotiomycetes; Eurotiales; Aspergillaceae
Product: putative ABC multidrug transporter
Exons: 4
Coding region: 1-3882 (1293 amino acids)
Biological process (GO): transmembrane transport
Cellular component (GO): membrane
Molecular function (GO): ATP hydrolysis activity; ABC-type transporter activity; ATP binding
Source: RefSeq, a predicted model, not a curated record